GAGAAAGAGAAGAAAGGAAAAGAGCGCAAAAAGAAGAGGAGGAGGGUGAUGAUGAAGCUGUGGAAACGAGCUUCCGGUGCUCUCAAAGACCGUAAAAGCUUGUUUUCCAUCAGCUUCUCCCGUAAAACCUCCGUCCGUAACCCUGAUCUUGACUCCGCCAUCAUCCACGCAACCUCUCACGACGACUUAUCCGUCGACUACCACAAUGCUCACCGUGUCUACAAAUGGGUCCGCUCCUCUCCCGCCAACCUCAAGCCCCUUGUUCACGCGCUUUCCUCUAGGGUUAACCGUACAAGAAGCUGGAUCGUCGCCGUGAAAGCCCUAAUGCUUGUCCACGGUGUCCUUUGCUGCAAAGUCACGUCCCUACAAGAGAUACGUCGCCUCCCUUUCGACCUAUCUGACUUCUCCGAUGGUCAUUCACGUCCAAGCAAGACUUGGGGUUUCAACGCUUUUAUCCGAGCCUACUUCUCGUUUCUUGACCAGUACGCUUUCUUCUUUUCCGAACAAAUACGUGGUCGUGGCAAAAAAACUCAGGAAGAUUCUGUUGACCAAGAGCUGGAGAGGAUCCAGAAGCUUCAGUCUCUUCUCCAUAUGCUACUCCAGAUCCGUCCCAUGGCUGAGAACAUGAAGAAGACGCUUAUCCUUGAAGCCAUGGACUGCGUAGUCCUCGAGAUCUUUGACGUUUAUGGAAGAAUCUGCAGUGCCAUCGCCAAGCUUCUGAUCAAGAUCCAGCCAGGUGCUGAAAAAGCUGAAGCUGUGAUGGCUCUCAAGGUUGUAAAGAAGGCUACAUCUCAAGGAGGAGACCUAGCUCUCUACUUUGAGUUCUGCAAAGAGUUUGGUGUCUCAAAUGCUCACGACAUCCCUAAGUUUGUCAGAAUCCCCGAAGAAGACAUUGAAGCAAUCGAGAAAGCCAUUAACGGAGUCGAAGAGAAAGAGGAGACAAAGGACGAGCAAGAGGAAGUAGAGGAAGAAAAGAGUAUCAUAUUAGUGGAGAGACCAGAGUUCAAGACAAUCAUAACCGAUAAAUGGGAAGUUUUCGAAGAUGACUUGUGUUUCACAUGUAAGGAUAUUAAAGAAACUGACCAACAUAGAGAGUACAACGUGGAUCCGAGUCUGCUGCCUCUUAUAGUUAUUGAUGAGCCAGUUUACUUCACUCACACGUUACCGGAUUUAAUAACCUUCUAAUGGCAAUUUGAUCAGAUUCCUUUUUAUUGCUUGGUUCUCUUAUGAGAUAAUUGCUCUUUUUGUUGGAUGUGCGGAUGAUAAUAAACAUUAGAUAUAUCUCAAAAUU
Brassica oleracea var. oleracea is the source of this 1291-nucleotide messenger RNA. RefSeq names its product putative clathrin assembly protein At1g25240. The transcript has a single exon. Gene Ontology annotation, biological process: vesicle budding from membrane; clathrin-dependent endocytosis; clathrin coat assembly. The record is from RefSeq and is a predicted model, not a curated record. Bases 49 to 1185 code for a protein of 378 amino acids. Gene Ontology annotation, cellular component: clathrin-coated vesicle; clathrin-coated pit. NCBI's taxonomy places the organism in Eukaryota, Viridiplantae, Streptophyta, Magnoliopsida, Brassicales, Brassicaceae. Gene Ontology annotation, molecular function: SNARE binding; 1-phosphatidylinositol binding; phosphatidylinositol-4,5-bisphosphate binding.